AUGAAUAAACAUCCAUGUCAGUUUUAUACAGUGGAAGUAGGAGAUUCAACGUUUACUAUAUUAAAACGCUACACUAAUCUGCGACCUAUUGGUUCUGGUGCUCAAGGCAUUGUCUGUGCUGCCAAUGAUACAGAUACAGGUCAAAAUGUAGCCAUUAAAAAACUUAGUCGUCCCUUCCAGAACGUAACCCAUGCAAAAAGAGCAUACAGAGAAUUUGUGUUGAUGAAACUUGUUAACCACAAAAAUAUUAUAGGUUUAUUAAAUGCAUUCACUCCCCAGAAGUCAUUAGAAGAUUUUCAAGAUGUAUAUCUUGUUAUGGAAUUAAUGGAUGCCAAUUUAUGUCAAGUUAUACAGAUGGAUUUAGACCAUGAACGAAUGUCCUAUUUAUUAUAUCAAAUGUUAUGUGGUAUUAAACAUUUACAUAAUGCAGGCAUCAUUCAUAGGGACUUAAAACCAAGCAAUAUUGUAGUCAAGUCAGAUUGUACAUUAAAGAUUCUAGAUUUUGGUUUAGCUAGAACAGCUGGUACAGGGUUUAUGAUGACACCUUAUGUUGUAACAAGAUAUUACCGAGCGCCAGAAGUCAUAUUAGGAAUGGGUUAUCAAGCUAAUGUUGAUAUAUGGUCUGUAGGGUGUAUAAUGGCAGAAUUAAUUCGUGGUAAUGUAAUGUUUCCCGGUACAGAUCACAUUGAUCAGUGGAAUAAAAUUAUAGAACAAUUAGGAACACCAAGUCAAUCAUUCAUGCAGCGCUUACAACCUACUGUUAGAAAUUAUGUUGAGAAUAGACCUAAACAUAGUGGUUAUAAUUUUGAUAAACUUUUCCCCGAUGUAUUAUUUCCCCCUGAUAGUGCUGAACAUACUGGCCUUAGGGCUACCAUGGCGAGAGAAUUAUUAGGUAAAAUGUUAGUUAUUGAUCCAGAAAGAAGAAUCUCAGUUGAUGAUGCUUUGAAUCAUCCUUAUAUUAAUGUCUGGUUUGAUAAUGAAGAGGUCAAUGCUCCAGCACCAGGUCCUUAUGAUCAUUCUGUUGAUGAAAAAGAACAUUCAGUUGAAGAAUGGAAACGUUUAAUAUAUAAUGAAGUUAUGGAAUAUGAGAACAGAGAAAGACAGAGAGCUAUGCAAAAUCAUGCAGGUUGGUAA
Molecule: messenger RNA, 1134 nt
Organism: Lottia gigantea (owl limpet)
Lineage: Eukaryota; Metazoa; Mollusca; Gastropoda; Lottiidae
Exons: 9
Coding region: 1-1134 (377 amino acids)
Biological process (GO): protein phosphorylation; JNK cascade
Cellular component (GO): cytoplasm; nucleus
Molecular function (GO): ATP binding; JUN kinase activity
Source: RefSeq, a predicted model, not a curated record